Phalaenopsis equestris is the source of this 2734-nucleotide messenger RNA. Its product is annotated as putative disease resistance protein RGA3. Gene Ontology annotation, biological process: defense response to other organism. Gene Ontology annotation, molecular function: ADP binding. The record is from RefSeq and is a predicted model, not a curated record. The transcript has a single exon. The coding region runs from base 75 to 2642 and encodes 855 amino acids. NCBI's taxonomy places the organism in Eukaryota, Viridiplantae, Streptophyta, Magnoliopsida, Asparagales, Orchidaceae.
UCCAAACCAUCGCCCACCACUCAUCCCUGAUCUUUCUCUUGACCGACUAUCUUCUCUUCUUCACUUCCACAGCCAUGGCAGACUGGCUUGUUGGUCCAGUCGUGGAUAGGAUCAUCAACGCUUGCUCUGAUUACCUGCAAGAUCAAUUCAGAUGGCAGACAGGCAUGAAGGAGGAGCUUGAAAGGCUGCGAGUGAACCACCCUAAGAUCCAAGCUGUCGUCUCUGCUUUUUCCACUCAAGCAGACAUCUCAGAUCAAAAUCCGGCGCUCAACGACUGGAUAUGGCUGCUUAGAGAUGCCAUCGAUGAGGCGGAUGAUUUGCUCGAUGAGUUGGAGUACAUGAAGCUUAAAAAACAGCUGAUCAAAAAUAAGAAGCGACGAAAGGUGCGUUUGGCCAUUAGCUUUUUAAAGAGAACAGGACAACGUGCUCUCAAAAUUGAUCCCUACUUGAAGAGACUGACGGAGGUUGUGCAGAAACUCGAUAAAGUUUCAGCUGAGGUUGGCACUUUCCUUCAUCUUGCAGAAAACGCCAAGCAGCAGCAGCAGAAGCAGGAGCUUGAGUUGUACAAAACUCGUGAAACAGGAUCCUUGCCUAAAAAUGACCUCGUCGGUCGAGGCAAGGAUAUGGAAUUUGUUAUGCAGUGGUUGAGGAAUCCAUCAAAUGAAGAUCCAACUCAUAUUACUUUGUACAAGAACAUUUCUCUUUUAUCUAUAGUGGGUCAUGGUGGUAUGGGUAAGACGGCUCUCUUACAACAUGUCUAUCAAGAUCUGAAAGAGGAAUUUGAUCUUAAAAUGUGGGUUUGUGUUUCCAACAACUUUGAAGUGAAAAAAGUCAUAGCAGAUAUGUUGGAAUGUCUUAAAAUGAAGAAGCCUGAUGUAGAGUCACUUGAUGCGCUUCAAAGAAGUCUUAAAUCUGAGGUGAUGUCCAAGAAGUUCUUACUUGUGCUUGAUGAUGUUUGGGAGGAGGAGCAGGAGAGUGAUAAAAGCAAAUGGGAGAAUGUGUUCUCCCCUUUAGCUUAUGGAACUUUGGGAAGUAAGAUUUUGGUAACAACUCGGAUGGAUUCAGUUGCGACGGUGAUUGCAAAGGUGAUAAAAAAGAAGAAGAAAACAUUGAGAUUAAAGGGCUUGGGGGAUGAUGAAAGUUUGCAGCUUCUCAACAUCCACGCAUUUGCUGAUGUAGAAAACCUUGAUAAUCAUAAACAAUUAAGAAGCAUUGCUAGAGAGAUUGUUAAAACUCUCUCAGGGUCUCCUUUGGCAAUUAAAGUUGUUGGUGGUGUUCUGAGUUCUAGCUUGAAUGUGAGUCAUUGGAUAAGAGUUUUAAACAGUGAUAUUGGAAGUGCUAGCCUUGGUCAGAGCAACAUCAUGCACAUCUUAAGAUUGAGCUACAAAUUCCUCCCAAGACCUUUACAGAAUUGUUUCACAUUUUGUAGCAUAUUUCCGCAAGAUCAUAACUUUAUUAGAGAUGAUUUAGUCAAAAUGUGGAUUUCAUUGGGUUUCAUUCAGACACCUUCAAUUUCAGGAGAGACCAUGGAAGAUAUCGGAGGCAAGUGUUUUGAUAUUUUGGUCAAAAAAUCUUUCUUUGACAAUUUUGAACCAUAUUACAAGAUGCAUGAUUUUUUACAUGAAUUAGCACAAUCUAUUUCUGCACAAGAAUGCUUCAGAGUUGUGGGGGAUAAAGAACCUUUUAGAAUUCUGAAAACUAUUCGACAUUUAUUUGUUGAAACUUCCAAUAUAGAAGUAUUGAGAAAGAUUAUUGAGUUUAAAAAUUUGCAUUCACUUUUUUUGAGAUACCGGGGAGAUGAUCAAGAUUUUAUUCAAAUACUUACUGAGCUUUUCAAAUCAUUGAGAAGGAUUCGGUUGAUGUUCAUAUAUCAUAUGGAUCUCAAAUUGAUACCUGAGGAGAUUGCAAAUUUGAUACAUCUCAGAUACUUGAAUGUACGUUAUACUGAUAUCACUCGACUGCCAAGAACUCUAAACAAUCUUCAUCACUUACAGUUCAUAAUCUAUAAAAAUUUUAAGUGGAACCUUUGUAAUGAUCGCAGAAAAUUGCAGAAAGCCUUGUCUGAGAUGCCUGGAAUUGGAAUGUUGAAGUCUCUUCGAGAACUGGAUUGGUUCUCUGUUAAGAAUGAGAAGGGUUUUAAAAUUGGGGAGCUGGAACAUUUGAAUGAGCUUCGCAGAUUAAGAAUCAGUUCUCUUGAAAGUGUGAAGGAUGCUAAAGAAGCAUGCAUUGCCAAAUUAUGUGAAAAGAGAAACCUAACAGAUUUGUGGUUAGUCUGGGGUGAUGAAAGUAAAACCUUGAGGAACACUUUAGAUACUGUCUUAGAUGAGGAAGUGCUCGAAAACCUUCAACCACACAACAAACUAGAGCAUCUACGCAUAUAUGCAUACAUGGGUGCAAAGUCUGCACGGUGGAUGGAUAAUGCCAAUUAUAUCUUCAAUCUAAAAUUCAUUGAGUUGUCUAGAUGUUUGGAGUGGGAAACUCUUCCACCUUUUGAGCAGCUUCCCUUUCUUAAGACUCUGUUCCUUCAUGACAUGCCAAAAGCAAAGUGUUUUUAUAAUAAAUUUCAUGGGAAUGGUAAGGCUUGUGUUUUUCCAUCACUAGAGCGGCUAGAUAUUACGAAAUUAGAAGCAUUAGAGCAUUGAUUUGAUGCAACAGAAGAUGCUUGGCCUUUUCCUUGCUUACAUAUACUCAGGCUCAAAGACUGCCCAAAUUUGCAGGAGUUGUCCUCUAGACC